AUGGAUUUGAGUAAUGCUCAAUCCAAGGAGAAAGACGCAGUUAUUGCAAAUGGACUUGAGGUUUUGGAAGAAGGCGCAAGACCAAUCGAUCCCCGUGAGAGCAAACGCGUCCUGAGGAAGAUAGACCUCUAUUUGAUACCAGCCAUGAUAGUUGGUUAUGGACUUGUCUAUUACGACAAAGCGAUUCUUGGAAACGCAGCGAUAUUUGGAAUGACCGCCGAUCUACAGCUUUCUGUAGCUGACGCGUCAGUCAGUCCCCCCAAAACGGAUACAUCGCGGCUCAGUUGGGCAACAUCCAUAUUCUACUUCGGGCAGCUUGUAGGGUCUUAUCCUGUCACAUAUACCUUGCAACAUUUCAAAACACAGCAUGUCCUCGGUCCAAUGGUCAUGCUAUGGGCCAUCAUUUGUGCCGCAACCGCUGGGGUCAAAACUUGGCAAGGCCUUCUGUCCCUGGAAGGCCUGACGGAGUCUAUAAUCCCUACCUGUUUUAUGAUUACUGUCAGCGGGUUUUACACUCAGUCCGAGCAAGCGCUACGCCAGAGCUUGUGGUUUUCCGCCACUGGCUGGUUUGGAAUUAUUGGAGGUGCCAUCAACUAUGGCUUUGCAACAAUCGAUGCCGGUGCUCUAAAUUCAUGGCAAUACAUUUUUGUGUUUGCUGGAGGCUUGACGUUUCUAUUCGGAAUCCUGUGCUUCUUUCUCCCUAGCUCACCGUUGAACGCCUGGUUUCUAAGCCCGGAAGAACGAAUUGUGGCAAUCGAGCGAUUGAGAGCAGGCCAGACUGGACUCAAGAACAAAGUGGUGAAAGUCUCUCAGAUCAAGGAGGCGGCACUUGAUGUCAAGAUAUGGCUUGUCGCCGUGACAAUGGCUUCUGCAUAUACCGUCAAUGGUGCAAUCUCUGGCUUCGGUCCUCUGAUAGUGACAACAUUUGGAUACUCUUCUUUAGAAAGCAUCCUAUUUCAAUUUCCCCUCUGUGCUUUGUCGGGCACUGGGAUUGUCCUAAUGGGAUGGCUGAGCUCGCGAUACCAAAACAUCAGAGUCUUGCUACUGAUACUGUGCUGUCUCCCGGUCAUUGCAGGAUUCUGCAUUAUUUGGAAAUCAAGCUGGGGACACAAGCCCGUCGCACCGGUUGUCGGAUACUCAUUACUUGGAUUCUUUGGGCCGGUUGUCGGACUUACUAUCUCCCUCGGUGCAAGUAACGUUGCUGGUGAGACUAAGAAGAGCUUCACGGCAUCGGCAGUAUUUGUGGCUUACUGUGUUGGGAAUAUUAUUGGUCCGCAAUUGAUCCAAAGCCAGACCAAGAGUCAACAUUACCCCGAAUUGUGGACUGGGUUGAUCAUAUGCUAUUGUAUUGCCAUACUAUCUACCUCCGCUCUUUAUAUCAUGUGGUCUCGUGAGAAUAAGCGACGGAAUGGGUUGGAACAAAAUGAAAUUGACCGUGAUAGAUCCGCGUUCAAGGAUCUCACUGAUAAGGAAAAUGUCCAUUUCAGAUAUGUGUACUAA
Penicillium brevicompactum is the source of this 1500-nucleotide messenger RNA. Its product is annotated as MFS general substrate transporter. Bases 1 to 1500 code for a protein of 499 amino acids. NCBI's taxonomy places the organism in Eukaryota, Fungi, Ascomycota, Eurotiomycetes, Eurotiales, Aspergillaceae. Gene Ontology annotation, cellular component: membrane. Gene Ontology annotation, molecular function: transmembrane transporter activity. The record is from RefSeq and is a predicted model, not a curated record. Gene Ontology annotation, biological process: transmembrane transport. The transcript is spliced from 6 exons.